AUGGCAGCAGUGUUGCUUUUAGUUAGCAAGGAGUUCAUCGACGCGAAGAUUGUGAAGGUGAACCCAGACACUCCCCAGAAGUCAGUCCGUGUUGCGGCGCUGCGAUCGCGCAAGAUCCUUUACGUGCCUCAGCCACGGCUUCGUACUGGCUUCUUCUCGCGGAUCGAGCCUGGAACCGUGCCACCGGAGAAGUAUAACUUCGCGGCAACGGCGCGCGGCAUGAAGCAGCUGGCUGAGCCCAUGGACUUGGAUGACAAGACGAAGAUCGACGUCGUUGUCGUAGGGUCUUCUGCGGUGCAUCCUGAAACGGGCAUUCGGGUGGGCAAAGGCGAAGGCUUUGCGGAGUUGGAGUACGGCAUGAUGAGACAGCUGGGCAUGAUCGACGAGAACACACCGAUCAUCACCACUGUGCAUGAUAGCCAAGUCAUCAGCGAUGACUUCCCGCCCAAGGGCAAGGGCAUGAUGAAGCACGAUGUCCCUGUGGAUAUCAUAGUAACGCCCACGCGAACCAUCUACGUGGACAAAACAAAGCAGCCAACGAAGCCAAAGGGAAUCUACUGGGACUUGUUGAGCAAGGAGAAACUGGCGACCAUCCGGGUCCUGCAGGACUUGAAAGCCCGGAUCGAAAGCCAAACAGGCAUAGAGCUGGAGCUGGCAGAGCAAGAAGAG
Symbiodinium pilosum is the source of this 669-nucleotide messenger RNA. The record is from the annotation of a GenBank genome assembly. NCBI's taxonomy places the organism in Eukaryota, Dinophyceae, Suessiales, Symbiodiniaceae.